AGUAAGCAAGUGGCAGCCGCCUAGAAAGGUGGUCUUUUGAAAAAAAAGUAAAUUAUUAUAUACUAAAUCAGGAUACAAUAAACCAUCAUCGCCAGGGACCUCUCUCAUCCACAAUUAGAGCUAAGCUGGAUUUUAAGCUUGAAAUUAGUUUUGUUUUUUUUUUUAACAUAUUUUCGUUGAAGUGUUUUCACUUUUCACAAUUUUGAGCAAAAUGGCAUCCGAAGCUAUAAUUGAUCUUUUAGGGAAUAAAACGGAAAUUGAAAUCACAAUGGAAGAAGAAUUUGCAAUUAAUUCACCAACUCCGAUGAUAGUAAUCCUGGCUUCAUAUCUGCUAAUAAUUUUGAAAAUUGGACCUGAAAUAAUGAAGUCAAGACCGGCAUUCCAACUCAAGUCCUACAUUGUGAUUUACAAUAUUCUUCAAGUGCUUUGUUGUAUCUAUUUAGUUCAUAAGGUUGUUGUUAUUAAUCUCCCAACUUUAACAUUUUGGGAAUGUGCUUACUUUCAACCUGGAAGUAUUGAGGAAAAAGACUUUAAUCACAUAAGUUAUUUUACAUUUUGGUUAAAAGUCAGUGAACUAAGUGAAACCAUAGUUUUUGUAUUGCGAAAAAAACAGCGACAAGUCUCAUUUUUACACGUUUUCCAUCAUUGUGCUACAUUGUUUCUGGUUUAUCAACUUUCAAGAACUUAUAAAGGCAAUUCAGCUCUGUAUCCACUUUUCCUCAAUUGCAACGUCCACAUUAUUAUGUAUUGUUACUAUUUAAUGGCUGCCGUUCUUCCCGAUAAAAUUGUUUCCAAGUUGACUCCGGUUAAAAAAGCAAUCACCACAAUACAAAUGGUCCAAUUUGCUCUGAUACUUCUACAAGUUGUUGUAGCUCUAAGUAAAGGUUGUAAAGUUCCACCAGUUAUCUUGUCAAUUUAUGUUCUAAUUAUAAUUGCAUUUUUCUAUAUGUUUUAUGAUUUCUAUAAAAAGAAUUAUUCAUCGAGAGAACCUUUAACUACUAAAAAAUCAGAGAAAUUAAUUUAAAUAAUAAACAAAAAAAAACGUAUUAAGUAUAGAUAAACAUUAAACUAUUCAAACAAAAAAUAAGAGCAUUUAAUAUAGUAAUUAGUUAGUAAAUUACCAUAUUCACCUUUAAAAUAUAAACUACAUUGUAUGAGAAGUAUGUCAUGAAGUUUUUAAAUAAAAAAAUAUAAUAACAAGCUGUUAA
Molecule: messenger RNA, 1208 nt
Organism: Eupeodes corollae
Lineage: Eukaryota; Metazoa; Arthropoda; Insecta; Diptera; Syrphidae
Product: elongation of very long chain fatty acids protein 1-like
Exons: 5
Coding region: 212-1024 (270 amino acids)
Biological process (GO): fatty acid elongation, polyunsaturated fatty acid; very long-chain fatty acid biosynthetic process; sphingolipid biosynthetic process
Cellular component (GO): endoplasmic reticulum membrane
Molecular function (GO): fatty acid elongase activity
Source: RefSeq, a predicted model, not a curated record